CUUUCUCCCUUACUAAAAAGUAAAAACCCAAUUCAUUUUCCAAGUUUUAAAUUCACGUUUUCACUGAUAAUUUUCUAAACAUAAAUUAAGAUGGAGAAAUCGAAAUCAGAAUCGAACAUCUUCAGCGUUCGAAUUGUUUCAAUCGAUCAUUAUAUGUCGCCUCCAAUCACAGACCUAGAUAUUUCUUACAGUAGUUUUCAAGGUGGAGUAGUGAAUGAAGUUCCAGUUAUACGAAUUUUCGGUUCUACUCCUGCUGGUCAGAAAACCUGCUUGCAUGUACAUCGUGCUUUACCUUAUCUGUAUAUAUCCUGUUCAGAUAUCUCACUGGAAACACCUGAAGAAGGUGACAAAUAUUUAAGGCUCAUAUCUAGUGCAAUCGAAAAGGCUUUAAAGCUUAAGGGAAGUGCUGACAAUAGAAGACAACAUGUGCAUGGUUGCAGUUUGGUACGAGCAAGGAAGUUUUACGGUUACCAUCCCACGGAGGAGCUAUUUGUAAAAAUAUACUUAUAUUACCCGCACGAAGUUGCUCGCGUUGCUAAACUCCUUUUGGAUGGUGCAAUAUUGGAUAAAAGUUUCCAGCCGUAUGAAUCACAUAUUCCUUACCUGCUUCAGUUUAUGAUCGACCACAACUUAUAUGGAAUGGGUCAGCUACACGUAUCAAAGGUGAAAUUCCGCCAUCCUUUACCUGAUGGUUUCACCCCGAAAAGGGAUCACUCUGAUGACCAGAGUCAAACUGUUAUAGCGAAGAUUACCAAUGCUUCUGCUAACUCUCAGGCAGACCCAACUAGUGAUGCAUUUCUGGAUUCUCCAAUCUGGAUAUCUUCCACAAUUCCCAGUGGGUGGAUGUGGCCUUAUCCUACAGAGCAUUGUGGCUCGUUUGAUAAAGGUCUUGACCUCAUUAAGCGUCAAAGCAUUUGUCAGCUUGAGGGAGAUGCGAUUGUGGAUGAGAUAUUGAAUCAACAGCUGAAGGUAUACUCAUCUAUGUCUCAGACUCGACCGGAUGUGAAAAUGGUUCAAUCACUCAUACCAAUUUGGGAGGAGGAGUAUGAAAGAACUGGUCUGCAUGAAGCGACAAUAUCUCCUGAUCCUAGCAAGCCACUUCCUGAACACGUGUUGCAGACUUUUUCACACGGACACGAACUCGAGAGUGCAUUCUGGAAUAUGUGCAGGAAAACUGAUACGGCAUCAUCCUAUCAAAAUACUCCAUCAGCAGAGGCUGAAAAUUUCAUGCUCUCUGUAAGAUCUUUAACUGAUGUCGUCAACUUGGUCGACUCAGGAGAACGAGUGAGUUCCAGCUUUCCUGCUGGCGAAUCUUCGAAGUGUCCUGAAGAAGUUAAUGAAAACUCUCCCGCAGAAGCUGGAAGAUCGCCAUGCAAACAGGGUCAGGGUGAACAUGAACUGGUACCAGGUAAUGAGGGAUUGCCAACAUCUGAAAUGGCUGAGGCCUCAGAUUCUAAGAUAACAGAUAUGGAAACCCUUGAAAUUUUGAGGUGGCUUGCUUCUUCUCAAGCAGCAAAUGACUUAGACACAGAUGACGAAUUUGUCCAGGAGUUGGUUCUUAGUCCCUUUAUUCCCAAAGAGAAAAUAGACAGAGUCUUAGAAAAUGCUAGUUUGGAUCAUGAGAGCGAAUCCCAAAAAGAAUGUCAAGACAUACUUGAUUCAGUUGACCACAUGGCUUAUGAUGAGGAUUUCAAAGAUCGAAUGGCCGCAUCCACUGUUUGUAGCUCUCUGUGCCAGACGUCGUCAGAAAAUACCAUUCCUCAAGUAGAUGGUUCACAUGAUGAUAACCUAGUUGAUCAUGUUGGUAAUACAAAUGAAGAAAAGAUGAGCAAUGAAUUAGAAGGACCUUCAUACCAGGUACCCGAACAAAAAGGUGCGCACCUCGAUAGUAAGUUGAAAAAGACCAAAACGUUAUGGGGAUCCUUACCUUUUUCCAAUGAAGAAAAGUUGGACAAUGAUUCAGAGUGUUCUAACUCUGCUGAUUCAUGUGCUGACAAGAUACAUCAUACCACUUCCCAUUCUUCAUCUGGAAAUAAAAUUGACAAACUCUGUGAAAUAUCCACAACCAAUAAUAGUACACCUAUUUCCAGUUUGAAAGAAGGAAAAGAGCUCAUUGGAAGUUCCCUAAGGGACUUAAUGAGGAAAAAGCGACGCACCGGAAUUCAGCCAUGUGGGACUUCUGGAGCAAAAAAGAUUCUUUCGUCAAAGGACCUUAAAGCGGAGGCAUAUCUCUGUCCAAAGAAGCUACAAUUUCAUGCGGUGCAUGAUAAAGAACCAGUUCCAACUCAUGGGAGGAGUUCAUUUCCUUCAACAUGCUCAUCAGAGGUGAGACCAAGUGAUAAGGUGCAUGUAGGAGCUUCUGCUGUAAGUGGAGUCUUUAGUUUCUCAGAUCCCUGUCCUUUGCCACACGGUUCCAGCUCAAGAUCUGUGGAUGAUUAUAACCCGGGCGAUUUCCCAACAUCACGGCGGGUAACUGGAGUCAGAUUUAACACUUGCGAAAAUCCAAUUACUGCAGUGGAUGUGAAUCUGGCGCAGGUUGACAAUCAUGCCAGUGUUGAACAGGAGAGACCUACCUGUUUGUCAAUACAUGAUAGUUCACAAUACAGAUCCCUUCAAAGUAAAGGAGGGCCUUCUGAAGGGAUCUUAAGCAAGAAACCCUGUAUGAUAGAUGAGAUUAAAGGCUUAUCAGACGACCUGUCAUAUCAAGGGUACUGCCAGGAGAAGAAAGAAGAUCAGUGCAAGUCUGUUAUAAAUUUUCAUCAGGAAACUGUUACCGGUGUUCCUACUCUUUACCAGAAUGAUGGUUCAGUCUUAUACUUGCUGACAACUGUAUUUUCGCCACCUUCUGUGGAUAAUGUGCAAAGUUGGCUUUCGCAUCUGCAACCGCAAAAUGCUGCAGAUGACAAACCAGGUACCCUGGAGACAAAUGUCCAAUUAUCACUGCCAGAAUCAUCUUCAGAACACAGUGAUGGUCAUGGAUUUUCACAGGAGGAAAACGAUACCCAGGAAAAUGAGAAAAUGUUGCCCGAGUCCCCAAAACCCCAUGAGUUACGUAGGAUAAACACACAAGGGUUUCCGGCUGGUGUUUGUCAUGAGAAAUCACGUGAACCAGAAAUCGUGUUGUGUGCGGAACCAUUUCUGGAUCCAUCAAGGAAAGAAGACUCUCCAUCCCUUAAGACAGAAACUGUUGCCUGUCAUCCAAAUGAAACAUGUCUUGAACAAAGUAACUUAAAAGAAAAAGAACACACGGAAACCUGGCAAGAUGUCUCUCAGAUUUCAGGCCCAGAUAGAAGGUCGAAGCUUACUCCUCUCAGCCAAACUGGAUUUCGGGAUCCUGCUAGUGUUGGUGCUGGGCAGCAGCUAACUUUAUUGAGCAUAGAGAUUCACACGGAAUCAAGAGGAGAUCUUCGGCCGGAUCCUCGGUUUGAUGCCGUCAAUGUUAUUUCUCUUGCGAUUCAGGAGGAUAAUGAUCAUGUUCCUGAAGCUUUUGUGCUCUUGAGAUCUAACAUUCGGGAAUCAUUUAGGAGGAAUCUUGAUGGAAUAUCUGGCUGUAAGGUGGUAACUGUCUCUGACGAGAAACUCUUGUUCCACCAUUUCGUGAAAAUAAUUAGAUUCUAUGAUCCAGAUGUUUUGUUGGGUUGGGAAAUUCAAGGUGGUUCGAUUGGUUAUUUAGCUGAAAGGGCCGCACACUUUGGUUUAGGUCUAUUGAGUAGCAUAUCAAGGAUGCCUACUCCUCAUAAUAAAACUGCAUCUGGAAAUUCAGCUUCUCCUGCAAAAGAGAUACCAGAUAAUUUGCUACCUGAAGCCCCGAUGUCUGAGAUGAUUGUUCUCGAGGAUGCAAUAAUUGAUGAUGAAUGGGGUCGCACUCAUGCCAGUGGUGUGCAUGUGGAUGGAAGAAUUGUUCUAAAUUUUUGGCGGCUGAUGCGAGGAGAUAUCAAGCUUAAUAUGUAUACCAUUGAGGCUGUAGCUGAGGCAGUGUUGAGGCGCAAAAUUCCAUCCAUUCCUUUCAGAAUAUUGGCACAGUGGUUUUCAAGUGGUCCUGGACGAGCGAGAUUUCGUUGCAUUGAGUAUGUCUUAGGAAGAGCAAAGCUGAACCUUGAGAUAAUGAAUAAGCAUGAUUUGAUAAAUCGAACAUCAGAGCUUGCUCGCGUUUUCGGCAUUGACUUUUUCUCGGUUCUUUCUCGAGGUUCCCAGUAUCGUGUUGAAUCUAUGCUUCUGCGAUUAGCACAUACACAGAACUACCUUGCCAUCUCGCCGGGGAACCUACAGGUAGCUUCCCAACCUGCAAUGGAGUGUCUACCUCUUGUAAUGGAACCUGAAUCUGGUUUUUAUGCGGAUCCAGUUGUUGUUUUGGAUUUUCAAUCUCUUUAUCCAUCUAUGAUAAUUGCAUAUAACCUCUGCUUCUCGACAUGCCUUGGUAAAGUCAUUCCUUCCAAAGAAAAUACACUUGGUGUCAGCAAGUAUGUGCCAGAUCCCCAACUCUUGGCAAAUUUGAAAGAUCAAAUAAUGCUUACUCCUAAUGGCGUCAUGUAUGUAACUUCAAAGAUCCGGAAAGGUGUACUACCCCGUCUGUUGGAGGAAAUUUUAUCAACUAGAAUUAUGGUGAAACAAGGAAUGAAGAAGUUGACACCUUCACAACAAGUUCUGUCUAGGAUAUUUAAUGCAAGACAGCUUGCUCUGAAGCUUAUUGCCAACGUAACUUAUGGUUAUACAGCGGCUGGCUUUAGUGGCCGCAUGCCAUGUGCUGAGCUUGCUGAUAGUAUCGUACAAUGUGGUCGUAGAACUCUGGAGACAGCCAUUUCUUUUGUAAAUGCACAUGAAGAAUGGAAAGGCCGAGUAAUAUAUGGUGAUACUGACAGCCUGUUUGUUCUCCUUAAAGGACGAUCAGCAAAGGAAGCUCUCUUAAUUGGACAAGAAAUUGCAUCUGUUAUUACGUCAAUGAAUCCAUAUCCUGUCGCAUUGAAAAUGGAGAAGGUUUAUCAUCCCUGUUUUCUUCUUACAAAGAAACGGUAUGUUGGGUACAGCUAUGAGAGCCCAGCCCAAACUGAACCUUCUUUCGAUGCUAAAGGUAUUGAGACUGUCAGGAGAGAUGGUUGUGGAGUAGUAUCAAAGACAUUAGAACAGUCACUAAGACUUUAUUUUGAACAACAGGACAUAUUUAAGGUUAAAGUAUAUUUACAGCGUCAAUGGACACGUAUUCUGAGUGGUAGGAUUUCUCUUCAAGAUUUUGUGUUUGCAAAGGAGGUCCGCUUGGGUACAUACAGUACUAGGGCCUCUUCCCUUCCUCCAGCUGCAAUUGUUGCCAUGAAAGCAAUGAGAGUCGAUCCUAGAGCAGAACCGCGGUAUGCUGAACGGAUACCUUAUGUCGUAAUCCAUGGGGAGCCAGGAGCACGUCUUGUCGAUAUGGUUGUAGAUCCGUUGGAUCUCUUGCAGCUCGAUUCUCCUUUCAGAUUAAACGAUCUUUAUUAUAUCACCAAACAGAUAAUCCCCGCUCUACAACGAAUUUUUGGACUUGUGGGUGCAGACUUACACCAGUGGUUUCUGGAGAUGCCACGUCCAGCUAGGCCGACAACUAGUAAACGCCAGAACCAUGCACCAGACGGACAAAGAAACAGAAUAGAUUACUAUUAUCUCUCCAAACAUUGUAUCCUUUGUGGAGAUUUAGUUCAAGCAUCAACUCGUUUGUGUGAAAAGUGCUCUCGGAAAGGACCAGCUGUGGCCGCUGCUGUGACAGGCAGAACCUCGAAGCUAGAGAGGGAUAUCCAACACCUUGCUGCAAUAUGUGGCCAUUGUGGAGGUGGAGACUGGAUCAUAGAAAGUGGAGUGAAGUGUACAUCGCUUGCAUGCUCAGUAUUCUACGAGAGACGUAAAGUACAGAAAGAACUUAAUGCUGUUUCUACUGUUGCCACUGAGGUUGGUUUCUACCCUAGUUGCAUGGUGGAGUGGUUUUGACCUAAGUCAGUCUCCUAGAGAUGGUAAAUAACUCAAUUAUUCAGCUUGUUGUCGAUAUAUAUUUUUUCUGUUCAUCUCAUGUAUAGUUAGUUUUAUGUACAGUACGCCAGUAUACGUUUGCUUUAUCAUAAACCUUCAUUCUUACAAAUGCAUGUAAAGUUUUACGAGUGCAGCUAAAUUGACAUGGUUGUAUGAAAUAGUGAUAGAUUACAUCUUACUGUCAGCAGUCUGGAUAAAGAUAUCUUC
Messenger RNA from Papaver somniferum (opium poppy), 6198 nucleotides. RefSeq names its product DNA polymerase zeta catalytic subunit-like. The transcript is spliced from 24 exons. The record is from RefSeq and is a predicted model, not a curated record. Gene Ontology annotation, molecular function: DNA-directed DNA polymerase activity; DNA binding; nucleotide binding. The coding region runs from base 91 to 5952 and encodes 1953 amino acids. Gene Ontology annotation, biological process: double-strand break repair via homologous recombination; error-prone translesion synthesis. Gene Ontology annotation, cellular component: nucleus; zeta DNA polymerase complex. NCBI's taxonomy places the organism in Eukaryota, Viridiplantae, Streptophyta, Magnoliopsida, Ranunculales, Papaveraceae.